Molecule: messenger RNA, 339 nt
Organism: Podospora anserina S mat+
Lineage: Eukaryota; Fungi; Ascomycota; Sordariomycetes; Sordariales; Podosporaceae
Exons: 2
Coding region: 1-339 (112 amino acids)
Source: RefSeq, a predicted model, not a curated record
AUGACCGCCCCAACAACCUGCUGCCGCUCCUCCAACAACAACGCCUCCUCGGCCGAGUGCGUCUGCGCCAAGCAAGCGACCUGCUCCUGCGGGAAGCAAUCCGCCCUCCACUGCUCCUGCUCCGCCGCCGCGACGGAGAACACGGUCGCCGGACCGAGAUGCAGCUGCCGUGCUAGACCCGCGGGCCAGUGCACCUGCGAGCGUGCCGCUUCGGAGAAUGUGACGCCUGAGAAGGCUUGUGCUUGUGGUUCAAGACCUGCUGAUGCUUGCACUUGUGAGAAGGCUGCUGAUGGGGGGUUCAACCCGGAGAAUGAGAUUGAUUUUACUACCAAGAAAUAA